ACUCCCCCUAUUUCUCUCUCUCUCUCUCUCUCUCACUCCGUUCCCUAACCCUUUCUCUCAUCUUCCUCCCUAUCUCUCUAUUCCUUAAUCCUCUCACUCUCUCUCUGUUCCCCAAUCCUCUCUCUCUCUCUCUCUCUCUCUCUCUCUCUCCGUGGCCAUAUCUCCAAAUUUGCUCGAAGCGGAGGCAGCGAAGAUGAAUCGGCAGUUCUUCGGUCCUAUCUCCCGCCCGUCGGAUCCCUCAAUCUCCUCUCUGAUUCUUGGGAUUUCCACAUCGAUCGGAUUCUCCUUCAUCAUUGGUCUGACUAGUGUUGGUGAAUCGACGAUAUUAAACGAGCUUUACGGAUUCAAUGAGAGCUCGCCCGGAAUGCUCCCACCUUUUACAAUGCAGUUGGAAGAAACACGAGCAUUGGCUAGGCAUUAUACAACGAGAAUUGAACUUGGGAUUUUUGCUGAAAGGCUGAUUCUUCUUGAUACCCAGCCUUUAUUCAGCCCUUCUAUUCUAUCUGAUAUGAUUAGACUUGAUGGCUCGUCUUCAGUUUCUAUAUUAAAUGGCGAAUCCCUAUCAGCUGACCUGGCUCAUGAAUUGAUGGGUAUUCAGGAACCGUUCUAGCUUAGUGUUUUCCUGGUAUCCAUUAGUCAUGUUUUACUGGUGGUAUCAGAGGGAUUUCAUGAUAUUAAUACGUGGCAUCUGAUACUGAUGGAGCCUGCGGAAGAGUUUUUAGCUUCCCCUGUCUUCAUACAUGCAAAGUAUCAUGUCUCUGUGUUAUGAUUUGAGCUACCAUGCCUACCUUUAGAAUUUGUGAUAUAAAGAGAAUACUCUGUGCACAUGAUCUUCCUUUAGAAGAACACAAUUAUUUGAAGCAUGAGGUUUCAUUUCAUUUGCACUUCUUACAACUUUUUAACCUUGUCAUGAGAAUCAUACCAAAUGGGCACUUUGGAGAUAUGGUCAGGGAGUUCUUGUCCUCCUUAUCAUUGUCAGUUUUCCCUGCCUGAUGUGUAUCAUUGUACUCCUCAACUUCAUAGGACAGAGAGCACCAGUCUCGUUGCUUUAGCAAAUGGACAAACAGAACUCAUCUUGGUUGUUAAUUCCUUGUUUCAGAGAUACAGAAAGAAAGCUAAAAAAGAGUUGUGGGAGAAAUAUAAACUCUUCGUGAUAAAGAACAACAGAGUUCAAAUAAUGUUUCCAUAGAGAGCUAAAAUUACCAGUCUAAAUGCUAAAAGAUACAUUAGAAC
Magnolia sinica is the source of this 1233-nucleotide messenger RNA. RefSeq lists its product as uncharacterized. The coding region runs from base 194 to 610 and encodes 138 amino acids. Lineage: Eukaryota; Viridiplantae; Streptophyta; Magnoliopsida; Magnoliales; Magnoliaceae. Gene Ontology annotation, biological process: nuclear-transcribed mRNA catabolic process, nonsense-mediated decay. The transcript is spliced from 6 exons. The record is from RefSeq and is a predicted model, not a curated record.